Naegleria fowleri is the source of this 2025-nucleotide messenger RNA. RefSeq lists its product as uncharacterized. Gene Ontology annotation, molecular function: protein binding. The coding region runs from base 1 to 2025 and encodes 674 amino acids. The transcript has 6 exons. Gene Ontology annotation, cellular component: ciliary tip; centriole; ciliary basal body. The record is from RefSeq and is a predicted model, not a curated record. Gene Ontology annotation, biological process: cilium assembly. Lineage: Eukaryota; Heterolobosea; Eutetramitea; Acrasida; Naegleriidae.
AUGCUACGGAGAAGUUUUACAUUAUCUUCUAGUUUUAAAAGGGAUCAAACAAGCGAGACAUCACUUCAUCAGCUCAAUAGAUGGAUACUAGAAUACCUGACCUUUCAUGGUUUUUUUGAAACAUCAGCCACCUUUGAACAGGAGAUUAACAACAGACUGCUAAAUGAAAGACCAACAUCAGCAAGAAUAGAAAAUCGUUCGAAAGUUAUGCCUGAAUCUCAACGAACACAAAUCAUUGACGAAAUGAUGUCCUCCUUAGAAGCUGGUGAUUACAAGAAUUAUUUUUACUUGUGGGAAAAGCAUGUUUCUCCCAUGCUAAGAUCCAGUGAUCCAGAAACGCUCAAACUCGAAUUUUUCACUCGACUAUAUUGCGCCACAAUCCCUAUUAGGGAGAAAAAAGAUAAGCAAGAGCACCGAAAGUAUGUGCAAGAUUUCAAACAAUAUCUUGACAUGAAGGCAGCAAUUUUGUCAACAUUUUCAGAGCUGCUACCGUAUUAUGCAUUUCCAUACAUUCCUGACCCAUCCACACACCCAUCUUUCGUCAACAUGUUCCAGAGCAAAUGGAAAAAUGAUUUAUUCGACAGAAUCAAGACCUAUUUAGAGACCACUUUUUCGAGAAAUAUUGAGCAGCCAUAUCUUCAUACAUUGGCUUCUUCAUAUUGUCAACCCAGUGUCAACUCUAGCACAAAUAAUUUACUCUCAUCAAUGAAUUUAAAUAACGGAGGGUCAGGAUACAAACAAUUGGUCGAGCAACAGAAAAAAGAGUUUACAGCCCAUAUGGAUUUCAUACAAAACAAGUACAGAGAGCUUUAUGGAUUAAGCGCAGAUUUAAUUAGGGCUUUAGAGGGAGUUAUGAAAGGAAAGAAACUGAACAAGCAAUUUUUAAAUGUAGUUGAGGACUCAUUAGGAUCAUUACAACUCGAGUCCAUUCUACCUGCUCUCAUUCCAAGGAACGAAGAAAAUGGUAACGAGACCGCAAUACCAUUUGUUUCCCUAGAUUACACAAAGUUGAAAAACUUUUUCCAAAAAGAGAGCAAUUCUCCAGUAAUUCCCUACGUGUUACAAGCACUUCGUUGGAGAUUGUCCAAAUCAUCCAGUUUACGAAUGAAAAUUAACAACAUGAAAACAAUGAUCUAUUAUGAUAUUUUUGGAAUUGUAAAUAAUGAGAAGAAAAUUCUUGGAGCUCUCUUAUUUUCAAAAGAUGACAUGGUUGUAGAAUAUGCAUUAAGAUUGAUUAACAUUAUAGCUUCUGAAAAUAUUGGAAUUGUAUAUCUUAUCAAAGAUUUUCCAAGAAACUCAUUAAUAAGCGACCUAAUUCAAAUACUUGAAGUGGAACAGUCAGAUACCAUCAUUCGACAAAAUGUAAUUGCAAUUCUACAAAAAAUUAGCGUCAAGUCCCGACCCCAAAUCCAUAUGAUUGAAAGUGAUGUCAUUGGAAUUUUAUGCAGGAUUCUGAGUGACGGUGCUCAAAUGUGUAGUGACUAUUCGACUGAGUAUGGAGUAGCCUUGUUGAUGAAUUUAUGUCUAGGAAAGGGAGCGAUUGUCCGGUGUGAAAGAAUUGAUAAUAUCAUCGACGUAUUGAUGGAUUUGGCUCAACACGAGAGUCCACAAGUAAGAACCUAUGCCAAUGGAACGUUGUACAGCCUUCUGAAUUCUAGUGCUGUAUUAAAAGAAAAGGCAAUCUCGGGCGGCAUUGAAGAUCGACUCAGAAUUAUUAAACGACAAUCUGAGGAUGAACUCGCAAAACAAAUUACAUUCAUACAGCAAGUGUUAGAGAAAGACACUGUCGAAGGAGAGACAGAAGAGGAGAGCUUUGAUGACGAGGAAGAAGAAGACCUCAAUUCAUUACUACUCCAAGAUGUAGAAUCCGAUGAGAACAUUGAUACUGAAUUAGAGGAGGAGAGUUUAUUGUGGACAGAAGACCAACCGAUAGGAGAAGAGUUAUUGUGCCAUUAUUUCCUUGCCUCCAAUGAGCAAGCAGAGGAGGAACAAGAUUUGUUAAAAUCAAAGGAUUUAAAUAACUAG